AUGGAGAGCAAAGCCAAGAUGCUGGAGGCGCUUGCUCGCAGGAUGAAGGACACCUCGCCUCAGCCUGCCAAACCAGAAAGAGCGGCAGCACAGUCUUUUGCGGCUAUCACGACGAGGCACAAGCGACAACAGCGCACUCGGGGCCUGAUAGAGCAAUACCUGGCCAGACUAGAGCGUAGUGGCCCGCCCGCCGAGCUCAGGACAGUGGGACCCAUCUGUGAGACCAUCUUGCAACAGCAGUACGAGCUAGCUGCAAGGGCAGCUCAAAAGGCCUACCGGCAGAAGCCGCAGAUGCACAUACUCCUUGCUCUUCAGGUGCUUUGCUACUUUCGCCUCUCUCUUGCAAAAGACGGCAUUCCUCUCUUGCUCACUCUGCGCAAAAUACCGAAUGCCAACAGCGAUCCUGACCUGCUCAAGAUCACUGCCUUCUUGCUCGAUCACACAAGAGAUUUUGGUGCGCCUAUGCUCAGAUCGACCAUCGCAGACAUGUAUGAAGAGGCCGCACUCGCCAAUCCAAGCAACGUAGAGAUACUCAAACAAGUCUUUCUGUUUUUCGUGCGAGAAAGCGAUUAUAGACGUAUGCAACAGUUCGCCUUCAAGUGGUACAAGCUCAGCGCGCCUUCCACUCCGACACCUCUGUCGGUCAAGAAGACCGCCAAGGCGGCUGCUACCGGUAUAUCAGCCAGCAAUCAGGAAGCUCUGAAACGCUUGUAUACUGCCGUCAUGACCCUCCUCAUCCUCGCAACCUCGCCUAGACAUCUCGGCACGAGCAACAAGACCAUCUUGCUCGGCAUAGCAGCCAAAGUGCUCUCUGAACGUGACAAAUUCACGCUCGUUCCGGAAACGGCGCGCGAGUUCUAUGUUCGCAUCGAGCUCUUGCGUUUGCAAGCGAGCGACAGAGCUCCUUCCCGACUGAGCAAUGGCGGUGAGCCUCUGCUCGACGAACUCUCACCGGCUGCUCUCAAAGCACGGAACGCGCUCUUCGAAGUCUUCAACUCGGAUCAGGGCAUCCGCUGCUGCAACGAAGAUCUUGCGCUUGAGCUGUCGCGCAGGGAGUAUGAGCUUGAGCUUGGCACAGAGACAGAAUGGCGGUCGGGCUGGCAACGAUGUACAGAAGCGUUAGAGAUGCACAACGACACAAAUUGGCAUACGAUCAUAUCCGCCAUCCGGUUCGCAUUCAAGCUCAGUCUCCAAAACAGAGCCAACGGCAUCUCUCAUGAUGACGAAGAGGAUCUGGCGGAAUCUGCCUUGGCAGCCGCACCAGUUAUACAGGAUGCAACGCAGAGCCUUGUCUAUGUCGAUCGGACGCAAGGCCUACUUGUGACAUUGGCCGAACAGAGAGGCAAGCAUGAAAGAGGCUACGAGCUUGGUCUGCUCGAGAUUGCUCGCACGCGGCGCGAGCGUGGCCAGUCUCAACCUAAUGCCCUACCUGGCCUGAUCGAGUCUUACUUUGAUCACUAUGCGCAAAAGCCAUGCUGCUACGAGGACCUGGCUCCAUAUUUAUCAGUCUUGACUGCACAAGAGCGGGCGCUAUUGCGUCAGGUGCCUCGCUUCGCUACUCAAGACACUAUUGCGGCGAAUGCCGAUGUACAGCGUACAAUCAAUGCCGAGAAGGUCGCAAGAUGUCUGCAUGACUCGCUGGCCGAAGAAGAGCAUGCCAAUGACGGUUAUCGCUAUAUCGGUCUCUAUUGCGCCACGCUCGGCACCAACAAGAAGUUGUCGUCAACGGAUCUGCUUCCAGGGGACGAUUUCGCUUUGCUAGCAGGUCAAGCACUCGUAAGCGCGUAUCAUGUCUCAGGCGGGCACAGCCACCUCGAAUGCGCAGUCGGCUUUCUCGAGUUCGCUACGCGCCUCAGCCCUUACAAGUACCAGCUUGCAUUCCUCUUCCAGCGUAUCUGUCGCAUGCUAGGCCUCAUUUCGCAGCUCAGGGGCUCGUAUAAAUCGCUCGACCUCAAGUCGGUUCAGCAGGAUACUUUAUCGCAUUUCAUGAUGGACAGGGCAACCUCGCUCAUUUUCGCGGAUUCCAAAGGCAAGAUAGUAGACGACAUGGUGCGAACGGCUCCUUGGUAUCUCGAGGGCGAGGACGAAGCACGAGAAGCUGUGUCAACGCGACUGUCCGAAUCACUAUCGAAAGCCCUGUUGCAGCUCGAGAUCAUCCGCGAGUCUAACAUGGAAGAGGCAGCCAUCGCUAACCUGACGUACGCGAGCGCGCUACUGCCUACUCUCGAUAGUCCUGCCUUCAGGGGAGUGUCGUCUUGCGACAAUAGAGAUUUUGGCGUCUUACCCAACCUCAACCCUGCUAACGGUCAGACCGCGCUGCAGCAGACCGCGCUUGGUCCCAACACUUCGAUGAGCUGGGUUCGAGCCAUGUAUGCGCUCUACACAGCCUUCUUUGUCGACGAUUGCGGGCCCAAGACAGUAGCGGCAGAAAACCUCGCGUUCACUGCUUCAUUGAGCGCUCGGGAGGGUCUGACGCCCAGCGAGGUUCUAUUGCUCAAGAUUGGCCGCGACGUGAUCGAUUGGCUGUAUGCCGACGGCGGAUCAGGCAAAGGCAAAGCUUCGACUGAUCAUCGCGCCUUGUCUGCCAAAGACGACGAGGUAGCGAACACAUUUAGGAUUCUGCGCAAGUCGUUUCACGAUGCUAUCGCGGAGCGGCAGCUGCCUUGGCAUCUCUGCCACAUUGCAACGACGACUCUUGAGGCGUACUGUCUCAUCGAUGUCAUGUGUCAGAGACGCUUUGUCUAUGCACAUAGCCCUGCCGAGAAUCGCGUGCCGACAAACGAUCCCGAAGUCGAGCAUCGCGUGCAGAUCUGGAAGAGGCUCGAGAAGAUUCGUUCGAUCGGCAAGGAUGCUCUUGCAGUGAUUUCAAACAAGCUUACUGCUCAUGCCAAGGAGUACACAAGGGAUCGUCUGGGUGGGAUCGACUCGCUCAAGCCACUAUCGCAGUAUGAUCUCGCUCAUGAUUCCGUCCUCAAGGACAGGUUCGUCAACGAGAUCGGGCCAGCUCUGCGCGAUGCACAAGCAGAUGCUUUCAGGUCGCUUGCGAAUGCGCUCACGAAUCGCGUGAGACGGCGAUGA
Molecule: messenger RNA, 3078 nt
Organism: Mixia osmundae IAM 14324
Lineage: Eukaryota; Fungi; Basidiomycota; Mixiomycetes; Mixiales; Mixiaceae
Exons: 7
Coding region: 1-3078 (1025 amino acids)
Biological process (GO): N-terminal peptidyl-methionine acetylation
Cellular component (GO): NatB complex; cytoplasm
Molecular function (GO): protein-N-terminal amino-acid acetyltransferase activity
Source: RefSeq, a predicted model, not a curated record